ACGACAACGCUGCGAUCGCGAAACUCUUCUUUGGCGUGAAAGGAAACAAAUGGCUUCCGGCAAAGACGUCUCGGGCGACUGCGCACAACCGGCACUAGACCCUUUCAAGAUCGACUGGCUCGACCUUUCGUCGUUCGGCUACCCAGACUCGCUUGGUCUAAGCGCGCUUCCCGGCUGCAGGUUCAAGGAGACGUGGAGGGACGUUGCACGAGACGUCGAGCACCUCAAGCUGGAGGACAUCAGCGACGUGUUCGUGCUGUGCACUCGCGGCGAACUGUCCCUCUACCGGGUCCCGACUCUGCUCGCAGAGUACGAGAAGCACGGAAUGACCGUGCACCACUACCCCGUGCUGGACGGAAUGCCUCCCGCCAUCGGCCAAACGCUGGACAUACUGCGCGAAAUCGGCGACAUCAUCCAACGUGGGAAACGAGCACUGGUCCACUGCUUCGGAGGUCUUGGACGCACGGGUGUAGUCGCCGCCUGUCUCCUCCUCAACUUGGACGACAACAUGGCGCCCGAGUGCGCUGUUCGCAAAGUGCAAGAGCUGCGGGGCAAACGUGCCAUACAGACAGUGAAGCAGUACAAUUUUAUUCACGACUUCAGGCAGGCUCGGGACGAGUACCUGAAAACGCUUGGCGACAACGCAAGCGCAUAGACUCUGCUGUUCUGGCAAGAUGGGACUCGGCCAGGGGUCGCAAUUACAGGCCUUCGCUAAAAUUGAACGCGGGAGCGUUAUGCCCUUGUCACCACUUGUGCGUCAUGUGUUACUGUGCAUAGAAUACGUAACGCAAAUGACGGGACAGGCAGUGCUGUGCGCAACGUGCAAUUAGCUGAUGACAUGCAAACACUGUUGGGGAAUGCAUUCGGCAAACUUUUUAACUACAAGGAAGUGCCAGAGUAGUCUGCCUCUGUUAAUGAGCACGAACUGCCGUGUUCUCUAGGUUAUGACUCGAGGCACUUGACCUGUGGAGAACCUCAUGUUCUGAAUUAUAAGUGCAUGAGACGUGUAUUCUAAGACCGGUGAAAGUAUUCAAAAAUGAAUUGUUUGUUCUGUGUUUGUAACUAAAUAAAUUUGCCAACAAACUGA
Messenger RNA from Rhipicephalus microplus (southern cattle tick), 1087 nucleotides. RefSeq names its product cyclin-dependent kinase inhibitor 3. Lineage: Eukaryota; Metazoa; Arthropoda; Arachnida; Ixodida; Ixodidae. Gene Ontology annotation, biological process: dephosphorylation. The record is from RefSeq and is a predicted model, not a curated record. Gene Ontology annotation, molecular function: protein tyrosine phosphatase activity.